AUGACCUCCUACCUCUCCCGUUUAAGUCCUGUCCCAGGAUUUCCCGAAUAUACCGGCCCUUAUAAAGUUGGUACCAUCGAUGUCGAGAUACCCGUCACUGAAUUAGAGUCGCCGAGCCCUGCGCCGGUAAACCAUAUUUCUACAGUCCAGUACCGCAUCUUCUAUCCCUGCGAGCCAGAUGCGAGUGGCAAGCCUGUCAGUUGGAUCCCGAACCCACAGCAAGGCUAUAUAUCUGCAUAUACACGGUUCCUAGGCGCGGGCUCUAAGUUGGCAGAGGUUAUUUCAUACUUCCCUCGUCUCAUCUACUACAUUUCCAUUCCCGUCCGUAAAAAUGCUCCUCUCCUCCCGCCUAUAACCGCCAAUAAAAGAUGGCCUGUGAUGAUCUUCUCUCACGGCCUCGGUGGCUCCAGAAACGCAUACUCGCACCUUGUAGGCUCAAUCGCCAGUCAUGGCAUGGUUGUUGUCGCCCCCGAGCAUAGAGACGGAUCCACCCCCAUAUCUUACAUUCGCGAUGUGCCUUCAAACAACAGCCUAUCCGGGAAGACUUCCGCAAAGAAAUCAAAACGUACAAUAGAGUACCAGAAACUUUCGCACACACCUAGCCCCGAAGUGGAAGCUGGACGCAACGCGCAAUUGCGAGUGCGACUCUGGGAAUUGGGCGUGAUCCAUGACAGUAUUUUAAAAUUGGACUUGGGCACCGAACUCACGAACCUGAACACUUCUUCCGCAUCCCUCGCGCCCUUCAAAGAAAAAAUGGACGUUCAUGCCGCCGGGAAAAUAACGUUCGCAGGCCACAGUUUCGGCGCAGCAACUGUAGCUCAGUUCGUAAAAUCAACAUUCUACUCCCCACGCAACGCGUCCGCUCCAAAAUCCUACACACCACUCUUCACACCCUCCUCCCGCUCCCCCAUUCUAUCGCAAAUAACGCCGCAGACUCCACUCAUCCUACUUGACGUCUGGUGUCUUCCCCUCCGCGCCGAUGCCACACGCUGGCUCUGGAACCUUCCAUUCCCCUGCUAUUGUGAAGGAGGUCCAGGGGGAGCAGCGCUUUUGGCAGUCGAAUCCCAAGCAUUCUUCAAAUGGCGAGACCAUCUGAAAGCCACGAAACACUUGCUAUCCCCCAAUCCCAGCUCCGACGUGUACUCCUUCAAGAACGGAACAUGUCCCUUCCCUGAGCCCAACUUCUUCUAUGCGGAUACCUCAGCGCACCUAUCGCAAUCUGACUUUGGCGUUCUCUUCCCUUGGAUCACCAAGCGUAUCUUCGGGUCUGAGGAACCUGAGCGGGUUAUGAAGUUGAAUGUCCGCGCUAUCUUGCAGGUAUUGAGAAGAAGCGGUGUGGAAAUUAGCGAGACUAGUAAGGAGGAUAUGGAGUUGGUGGAAACAGAGGGCAAGGAGACGAGAGACGACAAGCUUAUUCUUGGGAAGAGGGGGUUGAGGGGCUGGAACUGGAUUAGUACCGAUGUGGGCGAUCUGGGGAAUGUGGAUGAUGGGGAGGAAGUGAACGGGAAAAGGGGAGAGGAGAUGACAGAGCCUUGCGAAGCCGUCAUCGGCAAUGAGGUGUUGACGCAGAAGGAGGGGACUAAAGAACGCUUGUAA
Molecule: messenger RNA, 1596 nt
Organism: Drepanopeziza brunnea f. sp. 'multigermtubi' MB_m1
Lineage: Eukaryota; Fungi; Ascomycota; Leotiomycetes; Helotiales; Drepanopezizaceae
Molecular function (GO): 1-alkyl-2-acetylglycerophosphocholine esterase activity
Source: RefSeq, a predicted model, not a curated record